CGCCCGUCGUCCCGUCCAGCAGCUCCGUCGCCUACGUCACCACAUUCCACUGAACGCGAUGGAGCAGCGUGCAGAGACGUGAAGGCGGCCUCAGAAGACUCCGCCAGAAACGAACGCAAGAUGAGGGACGCGGCCGUCCUGCUCGCACCGUGUGUGCUUCUGUGUCUCCUCCUGAGCUGCAGCCAGGCAGCCAGACAAGGACAGGACAUCAGAUGUGGAGCCUGCAGGGCUCUGGUCGAGGAGAUGGAAUGGGCCAUCUCCCAAAUAGACCCAAAGAAAAUGAUCCAGACUGGAUCCUUCAGGAUCAACCCAGACGGCAGCCAGUCCAUCAGAGAGGUUCCUCUGGCUCGCUCCGAGGGAAACCUUCUGGAGCUGAUGGAGACUGUGUGUGAGACGAUGGGGGACUACGGCGAGCACUCAGAUUCUUCCACAAACAGGAAGUCCUACGUUAGGAUAAAGUCUCGGAGCGGUGAGGCCAUGGACCUCUCAGAGGCCACGCUGGAUUCAAGAGUUACAGGCAGUUUAAAAUUUGCAUGUGAAACAAUUGUUGAGCAGCAUGAAGAUGAAGUCAUUGAAUUCUUCGCACAUGAGACAGAAAAUGUCAAAGACAAACUCUGCAGCAAGAGGACAGACCUCUGUGAUCACGCUCUGGAAAUGACCCAUGAUGAACUUUGAUAUCGCCUCGCCAUGGCUGCUGUCUGUUCUCAGGCGAAAUGGAGACGUUGGGUGCUGAAAUGUUUUCACCGGUUUAUGUCAUGGCAGUAAUAAAAGAUGUAUACAAAUCAGUAUGUAUGAGAAUAGAAAAUCCAGCUGAAGAUCCAAGUCUUAUUCCUGUGAUCUGUGACAAUUUAAGGACCAGUUCGCCAGUUUUAGCUGCAUCUCUUUGGACUUUCUUGUCACUUGUUUACAUACUGUAAGUUAUAAUGCUUUACAAUAUUCUGUGUAUUAUAUAAUAGCCCCUUUCUUGCGUUAAAUUGCUCUUCAGAAACAAACAGAAACUGUGAAACUGCAAAAAUGAAGUUGUACUUCCUUACGGGAUUUCUUACAGGAUUAAUUGUGUAUAUACAGUAAAAGUUCUAAUUUAAGACACAAAUACACAGAGAUCAGGUUGAAAUUUGGAGAAGUGGUCCUAAAGUUCAUAUUAAUUUACAUUGAUUGAGUCUCUCUCUAAGCUAUUGAUGCCAAUAGUGUUUUUUCUUCAUAGUAAAUGGACAACCAUACUGCCCGCUCAGCAAUGAAAGAGUCAUUUGAUGUCAAAUUAUGUUUUCAGUUCUAGUUUUAGUUUUUAAUGCUCACCUAGUUUACUGAACUGUCUUAGAUCACAUGAAUAACUUGUUUUGGUUGAAUAUUUAUUAGGUAAAACUGAAAAGUUAAAGAUACAUUUAUACAAGAUCAGAAAUGAAGAUUAUUUGAGAAUUUAAUGAAAUUAGUUUCACUGUCGUCCAAGUGGCGAAAUGUGCCUUUAUUGCUUCCUAUGUAACGUCACACUUUUCAAACAUUGAUACUCUUUUACUAUUAGCUCCAUGGUAUUGUUACUGUUGAUGUGAAAUGUGUUACAGUUUAGAAAACGGAUACAAUGUUGCUACUUAGUUGGGUGUGUUGAUGCUGGAAAUGAACUGAUAACAGAUUUUUUGCCAAUUUAGGAUCUGUUGAAAGUUGCAUUAAAGUAAAAAAAAUUAAGGAAAUAAGAACAUUUCUAAAGUUCUUAAAAACUCCAAACACUGCCUUUUCUAAAAGUAGUAAUUUGAGCUUCAUUUUUCUUCUCAGUCUAGUAAAACUGAACCAGUGUAACACCGCUAGAGUGUGCUGUAGUCAACAAUCUGAUAGUUGAGUCUGAAAUAAAGAAUCAUACUCAGUUGGAAAGUCCUCAUGCUGUACUGUUGUUGUAGAAUAAAAGUAUUUUUGGUA
Molecule: messenger RNA, 1908 nt
Organism: Anoplopoma fimbria (sablefish)
Lineage: Eukaryota; Metazoa; Chordata; Actinopteri; Perciformes; Anoplopomatidae
Gene: cnpy2
Product: canopy FGF signaling regulator 2
Exons: 6
Coding region: 121-675 (184 amino acids)
Cellular component (GO): endoplasmic reticulum
Source: RefSeq, a predicted model, not a curated record